UCAGAGCUGAUUGCAUCACUAAGCAUCACACCACCAAUGAUGUAAUCGAUACAUCAGAUUAACUUUUGAUGUCAAAUGAUGUCACAUGACUUCAAAUGAAAACAUUUGAUGUCAAAUGAUGUCAUAUGAUGUAACAUUAUCUGUCAUGAGUUAGUGUUAAAAGUUUACUAAUAGGAGCAAAAACCUUGAGAUUCUGAUCAAUUGUUGCACGCAAGUUUCGUAUAUCGCAAAGAACAAAGUACCAAGUUUAAAAAGUGUCUUUGUUUACAUAUAACUUUUGCUGUCAAACUAAUUAGAAUUCUCAAAAAAACGUAUCAUGGAAUCAUCAAGACACCGUUCUGUCCGAAAAUCCCUAAAGAAUUUUCAACUCAGCAGUUUGGAUUCUGUUGUGGGGAACGAGUCCACUUUUGAAUUUGGGUUUCAUUCUACUUUCAUGGACUGGGAUGACAUUGACGAAGACAAUGAUUACUCCCCCCCCCCUUCUGAUGAUGAAGAAGAAUUUCCUGAGACUCCAGAAACUCCUUACUAUGAUUAUUCUCCCCUUUAUAAAAAUGAGGAGGAAGAAUUUCCAGAAACUCCUGAACCAAAAAGACAGCAGGAUUGGGAAAACUCCAAGCCAAAAACCUGCCCGCAAAACCAAACCUUAGGGUUAAAGCCCUUAAGUCUUGCUCCAAUCGUCUCCUUUCGCCCAAUUGCAUUCUUUCCUGUGAAGCCGGUGUCUGUCCCUAAAUCAACUCAGCCUGAGGGAAUCAAACCUUUGGGAAAGGGAAAACAAACUACAACUGCUUUGGAUGAGCCGACUUCAACAUCUGAGUCGACCUCAGUGGAGAACGCAGAAGCACUUCAAGUAGAGAACACUGCUGUGAAAAGUGAAGUAGAGUGUCUGAAGGAACUUCUUCAGCAGAAAGAUCAGAAGCUGGCGGAUGCUGAAAAGCUGAAAGCUGAUCACUUUGAAGAGCAGAUGAGCCACAAGACAGAACUUUUACCAAAAGCUGAAACCUCUUUGAGCCACAUGACUGAAGCACAAAAUAAGCUGGCUAAAGAAAGAGAAGAAAACACCUCCCUCAAGCAAGAAAUGGCUGAACUAAGAAAAGCUCAUGAGGAGGAUAAGGCCGCCACUGAAAAGAAGUUUUUGGAAUUGCUCUCCAAAAAUGAGAAGAGCAUGGAACAGUUAAGAGAAACCAUCACAGAAAAAGAGACCAUCAUGAGCAAAUUUGAAAAGGUCUCCAGGACAAGGAUCGUAAAACUUCUCGGUCAGAUUGACGACCUAAAAAUGGAGCAACAGAAGAAAGAUUACAUGCUGCGGGAAGCUGCUGGGAAAGCCGAACACCUUGAAGAACAGAUGAGCCAAGAAAGACAGCAAUGGCAGGAAGACAAGUCCUCCGUCUUACAAGAAAUUGCUCAUCUAAAGACAGCUCUGAAGGACAAGGAGACUGAGGUGACCAAAUCUAAAAGAGUCUCCAAGAAAAAGAAUGUCCAACUACUCCGUCAGAUGGACGACCUAAAAGCGCAGCAUGAGCAGGAACAUUUGGACCUCACCAGCCAAUUGGAAAUGCAGAAAGAGUGUCUUCUUAACUACCAUGAGCUGACAUUAACAGAAGCAUAUAAUCAGCUGGCUAAAGAAAGAGAAGAAAACCUCUCCCUCAAGCAAGAAAUGGCUGAACUAAGAAAAGUUCAUGAGGAGGAAAAGGCCGCAAUAAAAAAUUCUAAUGCAGCCUCAAGUGGUGAGAUCUUCAAGCUACAAUGUCAGAUUGAGGGACUAAAACGGGAGCACGAGAAGGAAUUUACGGGUCUCAUCAACAAUUUUGAAAAGGAGAAAAAGGAUCUUGAAGAACACUAUAAUAGGAAGUUAAAUUCCCAAAUGGAUCAGAUGGAAGGCGAAAUAAAAAGAUGUCAGGAGGAAAAAGACUCCCUGCUGGAAGAAAUUGGUGAAUUACAAAGGAAUUGUGAGAAGCAUAAGGCAGCAUGUCACCGAACUGAAAAUAAGGAGAUGGAAAAAUUACAAAGAACCAUCAGAGAAAAAGAUGCCAUCAUAAGCCAGUCUGGAGUCAUUUGGAGCAAAAAGCUGGAGCAAAGAGACCAACAGCUUGAGACAAUAACACAGGCCGCUCUCAAGAAUAAAAUGGACCUCAGCAGGGAAAUACACCUGUUGCAAGAAAGGAUUGAACAAGACAGGAUCAAAACAAAUGUAGCCAAACUCAGCUUUGACCUGAAGGUAAAGGAGUCCACCAAAUUAAGAGCUGCUUUGGUCCAGAAAGAACUGGAAGGCCAGAAGCAGCUGGAACAAGAAAGACAACAGCUGGAAGAAGAAAAGUCCACCCUUUCACAACAAAUCGCUCACCUGAAGAAAGUUGUCAAGAAGAAAAAGACCAUCAUCAGAAAAACUCAAGAGGAUUUCCAGGUCCAAAUUCAUCAACUACAGCAGCAGGUGGAUGAGCUGAAAGAGAAGACCACAAAGAAAGGUGUUGGUCGGAGGCUCCUGAACCUGUUUAGAAGGUCUAGAAAAAAGGACUGAGUGGACCUCGACCACAGCCCCC
This is a messenger RNA of Oryzias latipes (Japanese medaka), 2537 nucleotides long. The record is from RefSeq and is a predicted model, not a curated record. Lineage: Eukaryota; Metazoa; Chordata; Actinopteri; Beloniformes; Adrianichthyidae.